CAGUCAUCGCACUAUCUGCCACACUCUGUCAGAGCUCAUUUCAUUUCACUCUCGAUUCGAUCCAUCUAUCGUCAAAGCAAUGCUCCUCUCACUCGUCCAAUCCCUCUGCUCUUCAUCAUCGUCAUCGACUUUCCAACCCAAAACCCACGCUUCCAUCUUCCAAACACUCGCGAAUCCCACUUCUUCUUCGUCUCCCCUGCUUCAGAAAUCGCUGUUUCCCGGUUUCGAUCCCGACCAUGCCCUGAAGAAAUUGCUCCAUGUCAGCAGCCGAUCAUCGUCCACAAGAGCUCGGAGCUUCACAGCAGCCAAUGCUUUUAUCCAAGCUUCUCUGCUCGAGUCCCCUGUUCUGUGGGCUGGCAGGGUUUGCGUAUUCUAUGCGCUCUUGAAGAUCGGUUUAGCUGGAUCCAAGGCUAACCCACUUGUCUCAGAGUUAGAUGGUGUGGAGGAGAGCGGCGGCGGCGGGAGCGGAGCUGGUAUUUCUGAAGCUGGUGAUUUGGGGUUCUCAAAGUGGAUUGAGUCAAUUCAAGGCAACCCAGAUAAAGAAGCAUCUGACAAAAGGAAGCUAGUGAGCAAAUGGCAUCCAACCACCAAAGGCACACUCAGGAGGAACUACAGGGUGCCUUCAAAAUCUGAAGGAAGGCGUCUCCUAAAAUCUGUUGCAGCUUUAUUAUCCGAGGAUGAUCACUUCACAGACGCCACUUCCCACAAGGGAUGCCAGAUUAGGAGGGAGAGUGCACAUGGUGAGAGUGUGUGCUGUAACAACGUAAGGGCUCUCUUCGACGAACUGCCAACCCCUCACCUGAUUGUAGAGAUCACUCCUUUCCCCGCUGGGUCUUUGACUGAGAAGGACUAUCUGAAGGCUGAGAAGCUCGAAAGGGUGCUUAGAUCGGGGCCUUCUGUCUGAAAACGCCUCAAAGUUUUCUGAAUGUAGCCAAACUUUCUCCCUGUGUACAUGAAAACAACAUUUACUUUGCCAUGCCGAUCGUUUCUACUGAUGACUUGACUGUACGCUACAGGGGCUGAGGUGGAUCUUGUUAAUUGAGCUUAAGCAGUCCAGGGAACUUAAUAGAUUGAUGUGAAUACUUGUGCUAGUUUCCAAUUUCUUGUUGAAUGCUAAAUAACUCUAGCUACUUACAAAUAGGCAGAGUUCUGCGCACAAAUGAUUGAUAUUCGAC
Messenger RNA from Linum tenue, 1175 nucleotides. The record is from the annotation of a GenBank genome assembly. NCBI's taxonomy places the organism in Eukaryota, Viridiplantae, Streptophyta, Magnoliopsida, Malpighiales, Linaceae.